UCAUUAACUAUCUUAUGUUCUGUCAUUCAUAUUAUGAUCAUAUAGAAUUAGGGUUGAGAUCAUAGUGUGUUUAUCUUCUCAAUCUUCUCAAUCUCAUUUAUCUUCUCAAUCUCUACUCCCCCUGAGCCAUCACUUACCUCCUUGAGAAUCGCCGGCCCCACCACCACUCUAGGCUUUCUUCCUCUCUUUUUCCCGUCGUGACUCUUUCUGGUUCUCCCAAUUUCCAGAGCUUCCAACGCCCUAAGUUUGGGUCCUUUACUACCUCCUCCAGGUGUUCGCUAUCCUCAUAUUCGAAAUCAUAGUGAUACCUCUCCUCUCUGUCUUCGGUAUCAACAAUUUCCUCGAUCAGGCCAUUAGGGGUAUAGAGCCCUUCAAAAGAAAGUCUUUCUGCCCCAAGCUCUUGACCCGCUUCAAUGGGUACAAGUUGUUCAGUAGCCCCAAGAAGUAGUUGUACUGGGGGAUUAUUAAUGGGUUUACCAGCCCAAUUCUUAGAUGGUGGCCCAUUAGCCUCAAAAAAGAGGGACAUAGGAAAAUUACUUCCAAAAAAGGAUAGAUUCCACCCCUCUGUUGGGAUUUCUAUUCUCUAUAAAUUAUUUCUUGUUAUUGCAUUCCAUCCCCUAGCAAUUAAAUUAAAACCAUCAAAUUCAAUCCCUUCUUGAGCCCAUAGUAACGCCCUGUACCAAUCAGAGUCCACCAAAUUAAGUCUUUUGUUUUCUGUGGUGUAUUCACCCAAGCAUCCAAAAUCAUUGACGUUUUCUUUUCCCAACGCGUCUUCGACAUUCAAAAUUUCCCCGUAAUCACCUGACGACUCACCUUCUACUGCUUGUUGGUCGACUCCGGCCGCCACUGGAAAAACCAUGUCUUCUGAUUCUUCAACCCACGAUCUCUCAGGUGAAAACUGUCGAUCAUGUCGCUGAAUAUCAUCCAGACGAUCAACUUCAAUUAGAAUUUUCGUUUCUUUGCCAUCGAUGCAAAUUGGAAUACUCAGAUUCUCCAGCAGCGGAUCCUUAGCCAUGAUUAGGACUCUUGUAAAGUCGAACCCAUACUCCAAUAGAUCAUCUAUACGAAUGAAAGUUCCCAGGCUCUCAACUAAAUUGAUAAAGAACUCUGAUGUCCAGAACCCAAUUGGGAUCUUCCAAAUCUUCAGCCAUGUGAGAUAACUCAGAGGAUAUGCAUCAGAAUCUGCUGUUCUAAUCCUCUCAAUGAGACCUGCCAUGUCUCCAACGCCUUCCAAGAUGAACUUUUCGCACUCCUUCUCGGAAUGAAAUUCAAUAAUUCUCUCCAUUGCCCCAAACGAUUUCACCCUCGCAUCUCCAUAUCCUUUGGCUUCCUACCAUGUGUAAAGAGCGUCGCCAUGAUCUAGUUUUUUCAAGCUGACAAUCACCAUUCUCGAUAAUUUGUCAUUCUUUGUCACCCUCUUCUGUUUCCAUCUGCCAUCGUUCUCCGGUUGGUCUCCAGUCGUUUGUUUGAUUCUCCAUUCUUUUCGAGUUUUAGCCCGCGUUCUAUUAUUGCUUUUCACACCUUUUUCCUUUCGCCUCCAAACCUGUUUUUGGUUCCCAUGUGCCUUUAGCCAGCCUCCAUGAUUACUAUUAUCCUUUCGGCUUCUCUAUAUCUGCAGUGGGUACUUUGCAGGGUGUACAAUUAGGAAAGCAAUAUUCAUCCUCUUUCGAUGCCAGUUAUCCAUUGCUCGCAUCCCCUCUUUCAUGUAGGUGAAGUGUACAAACCUAAAUCUUAGUCUUCUUCCUCUUUCUUGCUUCUGGAUAGAAAUACACUUUCUACUUUCCCAUAUUUUUCGAACGCUCUUCUCAGUUGUCUGUAGCUCACCCUAUCAUCCCAUCCAUCGACGAAUAACAUCACGCCCCCUCUAGAACCAGGGCUCUUCUCAUGCUCGUAAUUUUUGUGCCAACGUCUUCCUCCAUUCCUCCUUCAUGGUCUCCAUAAAACCCUAGCAGAGCCAGUGGGGCUUGUCGUUGUACAACCUUUCUAUACUACCACAACUUUGAUUUAAGGCACAUCCUAUCCUACUACCGACUUGUAUUUUAUGCAAGUUUGGAAGAUUGAGUUUGCACUUCAUGAUACUUUAGGAGAUGAUGAUGAACUCUUGAAGGAGAUGGCUACAAAAAUGCAUAAGAAGUUUGGAAGCAUCAACUUUUUGAAAACAAUAGCUCAAAAAAGAAGAAGGUUGCCACGACACAUGGAAAGUCACAACUUGAUCUUUAUUUUGAUGAGCCAUCUUUGAGUUUUGGGGAUAAUAAAGAUUUGGAUGUGUUGCAGUGGUGGAAAGAAAAUAAUAGUCGAUUUUUUGAACUAUCAAUUAUGGAACGUGACUUGCUUUGCAUUCCUAUUACUACUGGUGCAUCUGAAUCUGCAUUCAGCAUAUUGGUUCACAUGUCAUUAACAAGUAUAGAAGUCGACUUUUAACCAAAAAUGUGGAAGCUUUGAUGUGUGCUCGAAAUCGGUUGAAUGGUUUUGUUGGUGGAGGUUCCUAGUUACUGUGUUAUCAUCAUAUCAUGGAUUCCCCCCAAUCUGUUGUGUCACCCUUCAGGAGCUUGGUUUUGGGUGAGGGUGAGAAGCACAAGUCUAAGGACAUUGAAGUCAAUGGGAAGGAAGCAGUCAUGUCAAAUGUGGAGGAGUUCCUUGGAGUGCUUGACGUUUUCGUGCACCAAGCCAGGGACAUUCAGAACAUUUGCAUAUAUCACAAGCAAGAUGUUUAUGCUAAGAUUUGCCUGACUAGUAAUCCUGAGAAUACCGUUUCUACUAAGACUAUCAAUGGAGGAGGAAGGAACCCUGUCUUCAAUGAUAAUCUUCGUCUCAAUGUUCCGACUAUUGAGUGUUCUCUCAAGUGUGAGUUAUGGAUGCUUAGCAGGGUGAAGAAUUAUCUUGAAGACCAGUUGCUUGGUUUUGCUUUGGUACCUUUGUCUGAAGUACUAGUCCAGAAUGGGAAACUGGAGAAAGAGUUCUCUCUUUCUUCAACUGAUCUGUUCCAUUCCCCUGCAGGUUUUGUUCAGUUAUCCCUUUCUUACACUGGUGCUUCCCCUGAUGUUAUGGCGAUUUCAACAACGCCUACAGGGUUGUCCUCACAUGUCACUGAGCAAUGCUCAGAAACUUCUGAGUCAUUGGCCAGGGAUUUGGAUAAAAUUGAGUUCCCAGAUCCUAAGAUUGCAAAUGAAGACCACUUGAUGGUUUCAGAAUAUUUUGGCAUUCCAUGUGAGGAGACUCAGUGCUCUGAUAGCUUGGCCACUUCUGAUGCUGAGAAUCAUAGUUCUGAAGCCGGUGUUCGUCUUGUUGAAAGUUUCGCAGCAUGCAGUGUUGAAUCUGCCCAACCUCCUAAGGUUGAUUCUCCACCCAGCAGUGUGUCAACAAAUGGGGUUUCUUCUCAUUCUGCACCUGCAAGCUCAGAAUCAUCUGACGCUGCUGCUUCUAAGUCUCCCGCUCAGGAACAAGUUUCAGGCACCAAAGAAGAUAAAAACGUGGAUGAUAAAGUUGGUGAAAGCAAUUCCUCAAAUGGGGCUCAGAGAGACACAUUUCCUAAGCCUGUUGUAACUGUGAACAUUGAGCCAGAGCCACAGAUGGUGCAGCAGGAUAUUGUUGACAUGUACAUGAAAAGCAUGCAGCAAUUCACCGAGUCAUUAGCAAAAAUGAAGCUUCCUAUGGACAUCGAAAGUGAACCAACUAGUUCAGGAAACUCAAGCACUGAGCAGAAACUACAGCCACCAAAGAACAGUACCUCCCGUGUGUUUUAUGGGAGCAGAGCUUUCUUCUGAGUAUUUGCUUCUUUGGUUUAAGGGAAUAUGAGCAGGUGACUGUAGAUUUUAGAACAAAACUGAUAUUAGCAGCGAGAUGAAGAGCAUGUUUGGAAAUCCUUCUACAGUUAAUUUUAAAGCCUAAAUUCUGAAGAUAAGCUUAUGUGAGUAGUAUCUGGGUGUCAGAAUUGAUUGUGAGAAAAGAGAAGUUGAUCCAAACAUGCUAAUAAUGUACUAUCCAGUGUGGUUUCUCCUUCUGUAUUUCUUCUGUUGUUGUAGGUUACAUGGAUUAUAAUUUCUGUACUCUCACAAGCUUGUCUCUAUGUUAACUCCGACAUGAACUUUCCUGUGUUACCUUUCUUUCUUUGUCGUUCUCUCAAUUUGAAUGUCAAUAAUUGUGAGAUCGAAUUUCAUCAUACAAGUAUUAUUAUUAAUCA
Molecule: messenger RNA, 4180 nt
Organism: Lotus japonicus
Lineage: Eukaryota; Viridiplantae; Streptophyta; Magnoliopsida; Fabales; Fabaceae
Exons: 2
Coding region: 2511-3764 (417 amino acids)
Source: RefSeq, a predicted model, not a curated record